This is a messenger RNA of [Candida] anglica, 1525 nucleotides long. The record is from the annotation of a GenBank genome assembly. NCBI's taxonomy places the organism in Eukaryota, Fungi, Ascomycota, Pichiomycetes, Serinales, Debaryomycetaceae.
CGAACUUAAAAUUAACAACGAUUCCAAAAAAUUAUAAAACAGUGUAUCUUAAUUGGCAUUAUAUACAUAAUAUUUUUUUUAGUAAUUCCCGUAUUAGAUCAUCUUAACUAGAAACACUAUUAAUCAUGGAUGAAGAAUAUGACGUUAUUGUUCUUGGAACCGGUCUUACCGAGUGUGUUCUUUCAGGGAUUCUUUCCGUAGAAGGUAAGAAAGUCCUUCACAUUGACCGUCAAGACUUCUAUGGAGGUGAGCUGGCUUCAUUGAACAUGUCACAACUCUACAAGAAGUUCAAGCCUCUGGCUCAAAAACCAGAGUUUCGUGGUAGAGAUCGUGAUUGGUGUGUAGACUUGAUUCCAAAGUUUUUAAUGUCCAAUGGUGAAUUGACCAACAUUUUGGUCCACACUGAUGUCACAAGAUACAUUGAAUUCAAGCAAAUUGGUGGUAGUUAUGUUUACAGAAACGGUAGAAUUGCCAAGGUUCCUCUGAAUGAAAUGGAAGCCAUUAAAUCUUCUCUUAUGGGAAUUUUCGAAAAACGUAGAAUGAAGAGAUUUUUGGAAUUCAUUGCCAAAUAUUCCGAUGAUGAAGUUUCCACCCAUCAAGGUCUUAAUUUGGAUACCAACACCAUGAAUGAAGUGUACACUCAUUUCGGGUUAGAAAAUGGUACUAAGGAUUUCAUUGGUCAUGCCAUGGCUUUGUGGCCAAAUGAUGAUUACUUGAACGAAGUUGCUCGUCCAACUUAUGAAAGAAUUAUCUUGUACGUUCAAUCUGUUGCCAAGUAUGGUAAGUCUCCAUACAUUUACCCAUUGUACGGGUUAGGUGAACUCCCACAAGGGUUUGCUCGUCUUUCUGCCAUUUAUGGUGGUACUUAUAUGUUGGAUACUCCAAUUGAUGAAGUUUUAUACGAUGAAUCCACUGAAGGUGUAAAGAAGUUUGCUGGUGUGAAGACCAAGGAAGGUACCGGUAGAGCGCCAAUAGUCAUCGCCGACCCAACUUACUUCCCAGAACUUGUUAAGAAAACUGGUCAAAGGGUUAUCAGAGCCAUGUGUAUUUUGGAUCAUCCCGUCGCUGGUACCGGUGACUUGGACUCUUUACAAUUGAUUAUUCCUCAAAACCAAGUUGGACGUAAGUCUGACAUUUACAUCACUGUUCUCUCUGAAACUCACAAGGUUGUCCCCGCAGGAUACUACUUGGCCAUUGUCUCUACUAUCAUCGAAACUGACCAACCACACGUUGAAUUAGAACCAGCUUUCAAACUUCUUGGUAACCGUGUUGAUACUUUGAUGGGAAUUGCUGAAUUGUACGAACCACAAGAAGAUGGUAACACCGAUGGUAUUUACUUAUCCAAGAGUUAUGAUGCUACCUCUCAUUUUGAAAGUACUACAGAUGAUAUCAAGGACCUUUACUUCAGAAUCAUGGGUAAACCAUUGGUAUUGAAGAAGAGACCUGGUGUUGAAGAAGAAGAUGCCGCUUUGAAUGGUUUGGAAUAAAUAGGUUAUACAGAAGAAUAAUUGCUCACGAGAUAAAA